This is a messenger RNA of Phyllostomus hastatus (greater spear-nosed bat), 1710 nucleotides long. It is a transcript of the gene RHOV, whose product is annotated as ras homolog family member V. Gene Ontology annotation, biological process: small GTPase-mediated signal transduction. Gene Ontology annotation, molecular function: GTPase activity; GTP binding. The record is from RefSeq and is a predicted model, not a curated record. The transcript has 3 exons. Bases 113 to 823 code for a protein of 236 amino acids. Lineage: Eukaryota; Metazoa; Chordata; Mammalia; Chiroptera; Phyllostomidae.
GGUUAGCGGCGCCGCCGCGCCGGGCCUCCGCAGAUUCAGUCAGAGGCAGCCCGCGGAACCGGCUUCUCCCAGCGCAGCAGUGCCUGGUCCUGGGCUGUCCCCGGAGCGGGCCAUGCCCCCGCGGGAGCUGAGCGAGGCCGAAUCGUCUCCGCUCCGGGCCCCGACCCCUCCCCCGCGGCGGGGCAGCGCAACCCCAGAACUGGGCAUCAAGUGCGUGCUGGUGGGCGACGGCGCCGUGGGCAAGAGCAGCCUCAUCGUCAGCUACACCUGCAAUGGGUACCCCUCGCGCUACCGACCCACGGCGCUGGACACUUUCUCUGUGCAAGUCCUGGUGGAUGGAGCCCCUGUGCGCAUUGAGCUCUGGGAUACGGCGGGACAGGAAGACUUCGACCGCCUUCGUUCCCUCUGCUACCCGGAUACCGAUGUCUUCCUGGCCUGCUUCAGCGUAGUGCAGCCCAGCUCCUUCCAAAACAUCACAGAGAAAUGGCUGCCUGAAAUUCGCACUCACAACCCCCAGGCGCCGGUGCUGCUGGUGGGCACCCAGGCCGACCUUAGGGAUGAUGUCAAUGUCCUGAUUCAGCUGGACCAGGGGGGCCGGGAGGGUCCCGUGCCCCAACCCCAGGCUCAGGGCCUGGCCGAGAAGAUUCGGGCCUGCUGCUACCUUGAGUGCUCUGCCUUGACUCAGAAGAACUUAAAGGAGGUAUUUGACUCGGCCAUUCUUAGUGCCAUUGAGCACAAAGCCCGGCUGGAGAAGAAACUGAACGCCAAAGGUGUGCGCACCCUCUCUCGCUGCCGCUGGAAGAAGUUCUUCUGCUUUGUUUGAACAGCUGUGGCAGAGUAGGGAGCAAUAGGCAUAAAGCCACAGACAUCUGGAACCUGGGGUAGGGGACUACUGGCAGGGCCAGGCCACCCCAUGAGACUCAGUCCCUUCUGAACACUGGGGACAUGGGCCUCUACCUGCCCACUCAUGCCAGGGUGAGCCCAUGGCCUGGAGGAAGGAAGGCUAUAACUUGGAUUUCUGUGGUCAAGGCUUACAGAGAAAUCCCAGCACUUUGAUUUUCAUGGGAUGGUCCUAACAGUGUCAGCCACCUCCAAGCAGUUUGGGAUCCAGUUUCCUGUUUCUUGUGGGCCCUCAGGUCAGGCUGGCUGAAUUAGGACCCCUGUAGUGGUCUUCCCCACCUCCUUGGCACAGGGGUGAGGAAGAGCCCAGGAAAUAGCUAGACAUCUUGGAUGGCAGGAAGGUGUACAGCUUUAGAGAAGUUUGGGAUGGACUGCGUAAAGAUAGAAGUCAGAGAUGGAGAGGGAGCAGAGAGUGAGGCUUGGAGCCUUGGGACUGGAGGCAGGCUGGGAAGCAUGAGGCAGAUCAUAGAGCGAGGCCUGGACGGAGUAAGAGUGAGAAGGAGAGCAGAGAAGUGGGGCAGCUGAGGAGCAAGGCUGACACCUGGGCUGCCCUCAGCCCCCAAGGCCAGGGAGGGCGGGGCUGAUCCCUGGGAAGAACUGGGUCUCACCGCUCCCUAGGCACUGCCCAAACUGGCUGGGCCAGGAGUGGGGCAGGAAGUGAGAUUCAAGGCCCAGCAGAGGAGGGAGAUAAGCUGCAAACUAGAACCUGAGGGAAGAAGGGGCUGGGGGUCACCUUUUUCUCCAAGGUCACGGCCUAGAAGGUAGUACAGUGCAGAGUGUGCAAAUAAAGACUUAAGUUUCUGAAGUUAA